CCUUGCACACCACCCUAGACAAAGUCACAGCACAUAAUAAAAUACUGUUGGUAGUUUUUAUUUAACAUGUUUUAACAUUUGUACCGUAAAUGCAUUAGAGCAUAUAAAGAAUAUGGGAAGUUGUGCAUGAGCAAAUUCUUCAGACACCUGUCUCCAGGACCAGGAGCUGGCCGCUAUGGACUCCCUCCCACCAUUGGGUUUAUUGGCCAUGACUUCACAAAACAAACCAGCCCGGCCUACUCGUUCCAUGGCAGGAUCUGUCAUAAGAUGCUCUCUGUUGACUCCAGUCCGGGGCCUCUGUAUCGUGUUGAUGCAAAAAUCACUCGCUUUGGGAAAGAUGGCACACCUGCAUAUUCAAUGUUGGGCAGAAUGAAAGCACAGAUAGAAGAGUUAUUCAGUACACCUGGACCCGGUGCAUACAGUCCUGAGAAAGCUCCACCCUGCAACCUGCAGCGCAGACCUCCCUCCUACACGAUGGGCUCUCGCACCCGCUACUGCGGCGUGGACACGGUCCCUGCUCCCAACAAGUACAGCCUGCCUCCACUCCUGGGCCCUCAUGUCCCCAACAAGAGAGCCAGCGCAAGUUACACCAUGCCGCGUACUUUCAGCACCGGGGGACCAUCUGUGGAUCUAGCCAAGACGCCCGGGCCCUGCAGGUACAACAGUACGGACCCAAGUGUUUAUCUGCCCCGGCAGCCUGCGUUUUCCAUGUUGGCACGUCACAACUUACCUAAAGACAAGACCGAAAAACCCGGGCCUGGGACUUAUAAUCCUGAGAACGUCAUGGCUCACAAGACCAGAGCUCCAGCAUACUCCAUGGGCGUCAGACACUCGGAAUUUGUCACGCCACUAGUGGUCGCUUUUUCUGACUAAAAUUAAAGAGUCAAACGAAAAUA
Molecule: messenger RNA, 896 nt
Organism: Girardinichthys multiradiatus
Lineage: Eukaryota; Metazoa; Chordata; Actinopteri; Cyprinodontiformes; Goodeidae
Gene: cimap1d
Product: outer dense fiber of sperm tails 3-like 2b
Exons: 3
Coding region: 127-873 (248 amino acids)
Cellular component (GO): cytoskeleton
Source: RefSeq, a predicted model, not a curated record